UUGUUGAUGUUCUUGUGUUUAAUUUAUAAAAAUCUCAUGAAAAGAGGGGGCAAGCUGGAAUAUGGGUAAUGAUUUGAAUGAUUUGAUUAUUCUGUUUUGCUUUUUAAAAAAAUUUAUUAUGGGUUCUUUCUUGGGUUUCUGGGGUUGAAUUUGUUUGGUGUUUUUGAAGCUCUGUAAUUUGAACACAGCCAAGAUGCUCUGUACAAUACACACCAAAAUGAACCCACCUAUUCCUUUCAACUUGCAGUACCAGACAACACUAUUUUGCUGCUUUACAGCCCACACAUUUACAUUAUAUAUAUCAAAAUUUUAAUUCCUAUAAGUUUAAUUUCACUUCCCCUUUUUGUUUUUCUCUCUUACUCUCUCUUACUCUCUCUCUCUCUCUUUUGCUUUUUUGGUUGUUAUUGAUCAUUGAUCGUUUUUUUCUUCCUUCCAUUUGAGUUUUGUCCACAUGGGGUUUGUUCCUUUGAUUGUAUUAUGAAAUGGGGUUUCGGUUUCUUUUUCUCCAUUGGUGUUGAAUUUUUUGAAUUGGGGUUUUGAGGUUUUGAGGUUUUGAGUUGAGUCUAGUAGAUUAAAUUGAAUUUCCUUCUCUCUCUCUCUCUCACUAUCUGUCUUUCUCUGUCAAGCUACAUUAUUACUCUUUUGUUGUUAUUGAUAUUAAUCCCUUUUUCUUACUUCAAUUCGAGUUUUUUUCCACAUGGGUUUAGUUCAUCUGAUUGUUCCGUUAAAAGGGUAGGCGGAUUUUUAAUCUGAUUUUAAAUCGAGUUUCUUUGUGGGUAUAUAUUGAUUUUUCUUUUGAGGGUUCAGAUGGUUUUGAAAUUGGGUUGGUUUGGUGGAGGGGAAUACGAAGCAAUAAAACUCUGAGAAGUUGUUGUCGGCGCGAGGUCACUUUCUGUCGGCAUUGUCUGUAUCCAAUGAUGCAUUUCGUAUUAAUUUAACCAAAAAGUUCUCUCCCACUGUUUCUUUCUGCUGCUCUUUAGCCGAUUUCGUCUUCUUCUUCUUCUUCUUCUUAUUCGAUUUCAACUUCAGCAUUUGCAGGAAGUUGAUGAUCGGAUUCCAUUUUUGUGAUUUUUGAGUUCUUUUGAUAAUAAUAGUAUUGUUACACCCCGUUUUUGGUUAGAAGACUCUUCAUCUGUUUUUGGAAUGUGGGUUGAAUUUCAUAUUCUUUACACACCACUGGAAGGAGAAGAGUUCUGCAAUUGCUGAUUGUCAAAUGACGCUAAGACUUCAAAAGAUCUGCCUCAUCCUUAUUACUUUCUUCACGAUUUCAGAUUCAAUGUAUAAUAGUGUGUAUAGUAGUUGUUAUACUGUAAAAAAGCAUCAAGGGUGAAGGGAAGAACCCACAUGAGAUGUCAAAGGUUCUUGCAGCAAUAUUAGGAGGUUCUGCAGGAGCCGUGGCAUUGGUGGGAUUGAUUAUUAUACUUUUAAGAUUCUUAGCACGCUCGAGAAACACUGCAAGAACUUCCGAGACUGGCUCUUCUGAUCCAUCUGUUCAAGUGGGAAGGCAUGUUGGUAUUGAAUUGACUCUACGAGAUGCUAGGCGUUUUGAGAUGGCAGAGUUGGUGUUGGCCACUAAUGAUUUCAGCGACAAGAACUUGAUUGGAGAAGGGAAAUUUGGGGAGGUCUAUAAGGGUAUGCUUCAGGAUGGAAUGUUCGUCGCUAUAAAAAAGCGGCAUGGAGCGCCUAGUCAGGAUUUCGUAGAUGAGGUACACUACCUCUCGUCUAUUCAGCAUCGAAAUCUCGUGACUCUUUUGGGCUACUGCCAGGAAAAUAAUCUACAGUUUCUCAUCUUUGAUUAUAUACCCAACGGAAGUGUUUCUAGCCACAUAUAUGGCACUGAGCAGCGUUCGGCUGAGAAGCUGGAGUUCAAGAUCAGACUCUCAAUAGCUCUGGGGGCAGCUAAAGGUCUGUCACAUCUUCACUCCAUGAGCCCUCGUUUGACACACAGAAACUUCAAGACAUCCAACGUUCUUGUAGAUGAGAAUUUUAUAGCUAAAGUGGCAGAUGCAGGACUUCACAAUGUCAUGCGAAGAUUUGACGUUUCAGAAUCAUCGUCCCGAGCAACAGCAGAUGAGAUAUUUCUUGCACCUGAGGUAAAAGAGUUUCGACAAUUUUCCGAGAAAAGUGACGUAUAUAGUUUCGGCGUAUUCCUUUUGGAGUUGGUAAGCGGUCAAAAAGCGACUGAUGCACCUGUUUCCAAUCCCAAUUAUACUCUGGUGGACUGGAUACAAAACAAUCAGAGAAAGAGCGAUAUUGGUAGCAUUACGGAUCCAAGGUUAGGGAAGAGCUUCACUGAGGAAGGUAUGGGUGAACUAAUGGAUUUGAUACUUCAAUGCGUCGAAUAUUCAAGCGAGAGGCGUCCAGUGAUGAGCUACGUGGUGACAGAGCUGGAAAGGAUACUGGAGAAAGAGAUGAACUUAACAACAGUGAUGGGAGAAGGAAGCCCAACUGUUACUCUUGGGAGUCAGUUGUUCAAAACCACAAAGUAAAAAAGGAAAGCGAAGGCUUGUUUGUUAGCCAAAAGUGUGGUAUAUGUGUAAUAAGAUCCUUUUUAGUUUCUUAAUUAUUUUUUUAUUUUUAUUUUUUAAAUAUUCAAUUCACUUUUUUUCCCCUCCACAUCAGAGAGAGCAAGAGACCUCAGCUGUUGUAAGUGUAUAAAAAAAAGAAAAAAAAGAAACAGCUGAAUCAUUCUUUUUAUCAAUAUUUUUUUUCUUUUGUGUAUUUAAAGUAAAUGUUGUUAAUGAUUGUUGAUUGUUCAUAUGGAAGUGAAGUGGUGAGGUUGGUGUGCCUUUUUUUCUUUUUAA
This is a messenger RNA of Cucumis sativus (cucumber), 2804 nucleotides long. Its product is annotated as proline-rich receptor-like protein kinase PERK10. Gene Ontology annotation, biological process: protein phosphorylation. The transcript is spliced from 8 exons. Gene Ontology annotation, molecular function: ATP binding; protein kinase activity. Bases 1350 to 2489 code for a protein of 379 amino acids. The record is from RefSeq and is a predicted model, not a curated record. Lineage: Eukaryota; Viridiplantae; Streptophyta; Magnoliopsida; Cucurbitales; Cucurbitaceae.